AUGAUACCAAAUUUAAAAGUUAAGAUAAAUAAUAAAUUUGAUACAUCUCUAUAUUUUGCUCAAAAGAAUUUCGAAGAUUUAAAAUAUGUAGAUUUAAAAAAAAGACCACCAAUAGCUUACCAUUACCUAUAUUACGAUGUUCAAACACAUACCACUUACAGUUCAAAUCUAACCGAAUCAAAUAGAACCGAAGUUAUAGGUAAAGUUUUAUUAUAUAAAGGUUUACAAUAUACGCACGAAGCUGAAUGGGAGAUGGUUUAUCUUAAUCAAGGCCACUCUCAUAAUUCAAUUAUUGGAUGGUCGUGGGAGUUUGAUAAAACUUUUGGUAUUUCAAAUUUAAUUUUUGACUUGUGCUUCUUUACAUUUCAUAUAGACACUGUUAAUUGGUAUGUCUGCAAAGAAGUAAUUAAAGAUAAUAACAUCAGUGAGGAAUAUUUAAAAAAAAAUGCCCUUUUGCUGCCACUGGGAACUGUUAACAAAUUGGUGGUUUUUGAUAAAAAAAUAGAUAUUACAGAGUAUAUCAAAGGUUCAAGUUCAUUUUGCUUAGUUUGCUUCAUCCCAAGAAAUACCUCAACUCAGUUAUUCCGUAGCAAGUCAUUAGAGUAUGUGGAUAGGCCUCCAUUUAAUACAAAUCCAAAUGACUAUCAACACCAAUACAAAUAUCCAUUUGGCGUUUAUAUUGAAUUAUCACCCAUUGGUAGAAAAGAAGAUGACAACCAAAAGAAACAAAAUAUUAAUAACAAUUAUCACUAUUAUUUCAUUGAAUCAUAUCCAGGUUUAAAAUCACCAAUAGAAUCAGAGUCAUGGGGUGUUGAUAGGUUGCAAUGCUGGUUAUCAGAUAGAUUAUUCUUUGAAUUUAUGGAUUACUUUAGAAGGAAUGGCAUUGAUGGAAAGAAGGUUUUUUCAUUAGAUAUAGACACAGAAUUUAAAUCAUCUGGUAUAUCAAGGGAUAGAAUAGCAAAGUUAAAAAAGCAAUUAAUAAAGUUAAAGUCAUUUGGUGCAAAAAAAGAAACAUUGUAUACUGUCGACAAAAAGAUGAUUACCUCAAAUACAAUAUUAACUUUAAAAAAGAAACUAACCAAGGAAGAAGAUAGUUCAGGUAGAGAUUAUAAUAGCACAAAAAAUAGUAGUAAUAACAACAAUAAUAAUAACAAUAAAGAAUUGGAGGUGAGGGUCAACGAUGAUACAUCAGAUUAUAAAAUCAUAAUCAAAGAUAAAGAAAUCAAUGUUCAUAGAAAGAUGUUAUCGAAAAUAGAGUAUUUUAGAGUAUUAUUCAAUUCAAUCUUCAAAGAAAAUAAAGAAAACUUUUCAAAGUUUGACGAUGAGGAUUAUGAAACCUUCAAAUCCCUUUUGGAGAUUCUAUACCUCCACAACGAAGAAAAGGUCGAAUUUUUAAAGACACUAGAGCCAAUUCAAUUAAGAAAUAUUUUGUUUUUAUCAAAUCGUUUGCUCUAUCAAAAACUAGAAUUUAUGAUAGAAAAUUAUAUCUUAUGGAAUGUAAACACAGAAAACGCCAUGGAUGUAUAUAAUGGUUUUGCAGGAAAUGAACCAAUUCAAUUGUUCACAGAAAAUUUUUUAAAAAUUACUAAAAAACAAUAA
Dictyostelium purpureum is the source of this 1599-nucleotide messenger RNA. RefSeq lists its product as uncharacterized. The record is from RefSeq and is a predicted model, not a curated record. Gene Ontology annotation, molecular function: protein binding. Lineage: Eukaryota; Evosea; Eumycetozoa; Dictyosteliales; Dictyosteliaceae. The coding region runs from base 1 to 1599 and encodes 532 amino acids. The transcript is spliced from 2 exons.